AUGCACGCCACCGGCCACACGGACCGCUCGGGCGGCGGCGGCGGCGGCGGCUCCUGGCGCCUCCCGCCCGACGAGACGCUCCAAGUCGCCGACCCCAAGUCAGCCAAGGAAGAGGAUCUCUACCAAGGAGAUGGGCACAACUGGAGAAGCAUCAUAUUUUCAUUGAUGGUCAUCAGUUUUGUGAUAGCCGGUAUCGUUACAGCAAUUUAUUUAUUAGGAUAUGUGGACGAGUUACUCUACUGGUCGGGGCGGCGCAUGCGGCUAGACGAGUUCCUGCGCGGAGACUUGACAGGCGAGCGGCUGCCGACCACGUGGGUCAGCUCGCACCAGCUCGUGUACCAGGCCGACGACGGCGGUCUACUAGCGCUCGAUACCUUCAACAACACGCUCUCUGUGCUCGUCACGAAUCAUACUUUAAGGCAACUGAAUGUUCGCGGAUACCAGUGCUCGCCCAACUUGCGUUACGUUCUCUUCCAACACAAUAUCAAGGAGGUUUAUCAUCGGACGUUUACAGCGCACUACACCGUUUAUGACGUCACAAAUGACCACCACAUUCCACUGUUCGGCGAGGGCCAGCGGAGCUGGGAGUGGCAGCAUGCCGCGUGGCUCGGCGCCGACGGUUCCUUGCUUCUGGCGGCGGAUAACGAGGUGCUGGCGCGCCCGGGGCCGCCCGCCAAGAGAGCCCCACUGCUCAGGCUUACAUAUGACGCAAUGCCUGGUGCUGUUUACAAUGGAGUCUCUGACUGGAUGUAUCAAGAGGAGGUGACAAAAGUAUCAUCAGCGAUGUGGGGCUCGUUCGACGGCACUCUCGUGCUGUACGUGCAGUAUGACGACAGCAUGGUCUCCGAGCUCAAGUUCCCGCGCAUCUCCGAAGCCAUCGGCGGCACCGGGGCCGCCCGCUCCGGCUUCCUGCUUCCCACCCUCAACAAUACAGCUCCGACCAUCUUCCCCGACCACAUCACUAUCAGAUACCCCACGCCCGGCAGCUCGAUACCGAAAGCGAAGUUAUGGAUAGUAGGCGUACAGAACUCGACGUCCCCGCCGAGGUGGGAAGUCAAACCUCCGAGCACUUUAGAUGGAAUGGAAUAUUACAUCAUAUCAGCCCAGUGGGUGGGCAAAGAGAAUGCACAUGUAGGAGUAGUGUGGAUGAACCGCGAACAGAAUCUAACCGUCUAUAGUAGUUGCUAUGCUCCUAACUGGACUUGCACUGAGUCUCAUUCUGAGAAGGCGACUGAUGAGCCGUGGUUAGAGGUUCAUCAACAGCCGGUCUACUCAGAAGACGGGAGCGCGUUUCUUCUUCUAGCAGCAGUUCAAGAGGGCGGGGGACAGUACUACACACACAUCAAACAUGUAGAUGUGUUGCGUCAACGCAUUGCAGUACUGUCCCAUGGCAAAGUUGAAGUGGCAGAAAUCCUGGCGUGGGACCAGGAAAACCAUUUAGUUUAUUAUUUAGGUUUAAACAAGGAAAGGUUAUACAUACCAAAACUGCAUCCCGAUAUGGUGAAAGAAAUAAAUCAAAGUAGCGCAGAGCGGCCGGGCCAACGACACGUGUAUGUGGUUAGAGACCCGAGCUAUGGGGGCGGGAGUAACUCCGUUCGGGCUCGGGCGGAGCGGGAAGAACCGCGGUGCCUUACUUGCGAGCUGGCGGUGUGGCCGGCCCGCCUGCACUACGCAAACUGCUCCUUCUGGAGAGCCACGUUCUCCCCGGCCAAGCCCAGGGUGGGCAUCACGCACUAUGUGCUCGAGUGCGGAGGCCCUGGACCGCCUCUUGCUGGACUUCAUGACGCUAGGACACAUAAGCUAGAGAGAAUAUUAUAUGACACGAGGCCUUAUAGAUCGGUACGACUACGCGAGUUGGCUCUCCCGACUCGGCGGUCGUUCGACGUGCAGCUGGGCAGCGGCUCGCGCGCGCGCGUCCAGCUGAUGCUGCCGCCGUCCUGGCGCGAGGAGCUGCGCGACGCCGCCUUCCCGGUGCUAGUGCACGUAAACGGGCGUCCAGGCAGCCAGCAAGUGACCGAAGAGUUCAUGGUGGACUGGGGCUCGUACAUGUCGUCGCGCAACGACGUGGUGUACGUGAAGCUGGACGUGGCGGGCGCGCGCGGCCUGCCGCGGGCGCUGCUGCGCGGCCGCCUCGGCGGCGUCGAGGUCGCGGACCAGUUGGCUGUUAUUAGAUAUUUAUUAGAGACGUUCAAGUUUCUGGACGUGACCCGCGUGGCGGUGUGGGGCUGGGGCUACGGCGGCUACGUCACGGCCAUGCUGCUCGGCUCGCAGCAGUCCACGCUCAAGUGCGGGAUAGCAGUAUCGCCGAUCACUGAUUGGCUUUAUUAUAAUGCAGCAUUCACGGAGCGCAUCCUAGGCCAGCCUUCAGUGAACUAUAAAGGCUACGUGGAAGCAGACGCGUCUCAAAGGGCGCACCAUGUGCCGCCACACGCGCUGUACCUCAUACACGGCAUGGCCGACAUGAGCGCGCCUUACCCUCACGCCUUGCAGCUGGCUCGGGCGCUGACGGACGCUGGAGUACUGUUCCGAUAUCAGGCCUACGCCGACGAAGGCCACGACCUGAAAGGCGUGAUCGAGCACGUGUACCGGUCCAUGGAGGACUACCUCCGCGAGUGCCUCUCCCUCGACCCCGAGGACACCAAGCUGCCCCCUCCCGACAGAUAGAGCAACGAACAAUAACCCAACUACCCCCCUUGUUAUCUUGCUACACUUUUGCAACCCAAACGCCUGAAUUUGUGGAGUUAUGAAACAAACAUAGACAAUAUAAUACGGGCUACGUGUACAUCACACAACAUAUGAGAUUUUAUAGUUAGAUAAAUAACGAGAGAGUUCGGAAACCGGGUGCUUUAAAUUUUACAUCAUGUUGUAUGUAUUGAUUUCUUUAGCGAUUGUUCUCUAGUUAUACAAGGAUAUCAUACGACUCGCUGCGGCCGGAGACCGCGCCCGGCGGCGCCUGCGCCUGCUACGCUAAAGGCAACGCAAGGCGAAGCUAGAUCCUAAAAUAAGAAUUCUUUUUAACUUAAGUGGGAUUUCUAAAUGUGAAAUUUUCAGCGGAUAACACCAAUUUAACAAAAUUUUAAAAAAUCGUGUAUAGUGUUUUUAAAAAACAAGGUAGUAUACCGGGUUGUUGUUGAAUUAGCACGACGAUGGUUCUAAUCAAUUGUUUGCACGCCGCUUCUCUCCUAUCUUUCUUCCGUAAAUUGAUAGUCCUUUAGUCUUCCAGUUAUAGCGAAAGCUUCCGUACAUCGUCUUAUUCUUGAAGCAGGAAUGUAGGAACUAUUUGUGAUGAACUAUGUCAAUUAUUUCAUAUUCCAACUCUGAUCAGCUACGUAAUGUUAAUUUAACUGUUGUCUCCUCCGAAAACUGUAAUAAAUAUAUUUAGAUUCUCGUCCUAGUUUGUCCAAAUUCAAUGGAUGUGGUAUAAAUGUGAAUCAGUAAAUGCUGUGUUCUUAGGAUCCCCUGCAAAUUAUUCUAGACUGUACUCGACCUAUCAUCAGGGUAAUAUUUUCAGACUUAUUGCGAUAUUAUUUGUCUUGGCUAAAAUUCUUCCUUACUAAUAAACUUGUCUAGAGUGAAUCUACUAGAUCUACAGUAGUAGUCAGGUUCAAUACAAAUACUAAAGCCUUUUGUUCUGAAUUUUCAAGUUUAUUUUCAUGAGUGUUGGUACACGUUACGUCGAGUGCAGUCUCGUGCAGAGUAGUGUCCGCCUCCGUACUGUAGAGUGCCGCGGAUGGCUCCCUUAGCGGUUAGAUUGGUGAUUCGCGCGACAACGAACACAAUAUUCUAAACAUCAACCUCAAAACAAUCUUGAGUUUCUCAUUCAUCAAUUUAUACCUUGACACCGUCGUAUGGUUAUAUCUUUACUGAUAUCCCAGUAAGUUAAUUGUUAAGUAUUAAUAUGGUUAUUAAAUUCAAAACCAUCGAGCAAAUAAAUACAAUGAAUGAAAGAUGUUUAGAACUAUUGCAUUCGUUGUCGCGCUCUUCGAUGGCCCUAGAAAAUGCAUCUAAAAUCUACGUUACCUAUUGUUAAUCAGUGUUAUAAAUCUUAUCGUCUCGUUUAAGAGUUACAGUGUUGUAUAGAUCGGUACGUUUCAUUUGUAAAUUCUGAGAUUAUUCUGUUAUUAUUGUAAAGUUUCUUUGAAUAAAUAAAAUUUUGAAAUUUACAUAAUCGUU
Messenger RNA from Ostrinia nubilalis (European corn borer), 4173 nucleotides. RefSeq names its product inactive dipeptidyl peptidase 10. Gene Ontology annotation, molecular function: serine-type peptidase activity; dipeptidyl-peptidase activity. NCBI's taxonomy places the organism in Eukaryota, Metazoa, Arthropoda, Insecta, Lepidoptera, Crambidae. Gene Ontology annotation, cellular component: plasma membrane. Gene Ontology annotation, biological process: proteolysis. The record is from RefSeq and is a predicted model, not a curated record. Bases 1 to 2664 code for a protein of 887 amino acids. The transcript has 18 exons.